UACAGCCAGCUAAUUUUUGUAUUUUUAGUAGAGAUGGGGUUUCACCAUGUUGGCCAGGCUGGUCUGGAACUCCUGUGGAGUGCAGUGGCCGGAUCUCAGCUCACUGCAAGCUCCACCUCCAGGGUUUAUGCCGUUCUCCUGCUUCAGCCU
Messenger RNA from Piliocolobus tephrosceles (Ugandan red Colobus), 150 nucleotides. RefSeq lists its product as uncharacterized. The record is from RefSeq and is a predicted model, not a curated record. The annotation marks the transcript as partial. The transcript has 2 exons. Lineage: Eukaryota; Metazoa; Chordata; Mammalia; Primates; Cercopithecidae.